Messenger RNA from Brenthis ino (lesser marbled fritillary), 1785 nucleotides. Lineage: Eukaryota; Metazoa; Arthropoda; Insecta; Lepidoptera; Nymphalidae. The record is from the annotation of a GenBank genome assembly.
AUGUUUUUAUUCAACAGCUGUCGGGUUGUGAAUAAGGUCGUAAAGCGGGUUGUUCAAGGUCAUCGAUAUUUAGCUACAGGAGAAAAAAUGGGUAGCUCAUACUCUAGAUCUUACUCUCCAAACAGUGAACAACCAAAAUCGAGUUCUGAAAAUCCUGGAACAAUAUCCCGUACAGAUUCAACUACCCAAUAUGUAGAAUCUAUUGUAUGUAAAGUUAACGAUUUAAAAGAAAAUGAGAUGAAAGUAUUUGAAAUAGGAGAGGAAGGCAAAGUUUUAGUAGUAAAACAGAAGGGAGAAUUCAGUGCUGUUGGAACUAAGUGUACUCAUUAUGGAGCUCCUUUAGUAUCAGGAGCAUUAGGUGAUGGCAGAGUGAGGUGUCCUUGGCAUGGAGCAUGCUUUAACUUGAAGACAGGUGAUAUAGAAGAUUUCCCUGGAUUUGAUUCGUUGCCAUGUUAUCAAGUAACUGUAACUAAAAAGGGAGAGGUCAAGGUACGAGCGAAGAUUAGCGACUUGAAGUCUAACAAAAGAACAAAAGAUAUGGGAAUGGUUUCUUCUUGUGGGGAUUCAGCAGUAGUAGUAGUAGGCGGCGGGCCGUCAGGCGCGACUUGUGCUGAAACUUUGCGAAGCGAAGGAUUCAAAGGACGUAUCACCCUCAUAGCAAAAGAAACUUAUCUUCCAUACGACAGAAUCAAGGUUUCCAAAAUUGGUACGGUAACAGAUAUUGAGAAACUUCAAGUCAGAUCCUUGCAAUAUUAUAAAGAAGCAAACAUCGAUAUUCUCAAAGGUAUAGAAGUAACAAAGGUGAAUACCGAAAAUAAAUCGAUAGAAUUAAGCAAUGGAUCAAAAAUGUCAUUCAAUGCUCUUUAUCUUGCUACUGGCUCUAAACCGCGUAUUCCCGACAUUCCCGGUAUAGAUCUAAAGAAUAUUUUUACAGUCAGAAACUUUGAUGAUUCAGUUAAUAUUCUGUCGACGUUGGGUUCAGAGAAAGACAAAAAUGUUGUUGUUUUGGGCUUAAGUUUUAUUGGACUGGAAUCAGCUUCGUCGUGCGUCUCUAAAGCUAAAUCAAUGACUGUAGUCGGAAAAGACACCGCCCCGCUCGGGCAAAUAUUCGGAAAGGAAAUAGGGCAAAGUCUGCAAAAACUCUUUGAAGAUAAUGGUGUUGCAUUCCAUUUUGAAACCACGAUAACGAAGUGUAAUGGUGAUAAUGGGGUAAUAAAAUCAGUUGAAUUAACAAAUGGUAUCACACUUCCUGCUGAUAUGUUAAUUUUGGGUGUGGGAACUACAUUCUACACAGAAUUCCUUAAAGAUAGCGGUAUCUCUCUGACACCGAAUGGCGCUGUGAAUGUCAAUGAUAAAUUGGAAACGAAUGUUAAAAAUAUAUACGCGGGUGGUGAUAUAGCAUUUGCCCCAGUCUUCGCUCUUGACAAUGCACAAAUGAAUAUUGGACAUGUAGGUUUAGCUCAAUAUCAUGGUCAAGUCGCAGCAAAAAAUAUCCUAAAUAAAGAUACACCCCUGAGAACUGUUCCAUAUUUCUGGAUGAUGGUGUUCGGCAAAUCCAUCCGUUACGCUGGUUGCGGUAAGCCCGCCAGCUUCCAAAUUGAAGGCGACGUAUCAGCGUUGAAAUUUGUCAUAUUUUUCUUUAAUGAAGCAGAUAAGGUUAUUUCGGUUGCAUCUUGUAUGAGAGAUCCAGUCGUGUCGCAGUUUGCAGAACUACUUUAUCAGGGUAAAGCACUAUAUAGAAAAGACCUUAAGGAUGAUCCAUUUGCUUGGACAAAAACUGUCAAU